AUGGGCUUCCCCUUCGGCCGCCCGGAUGUUCCGGGAGUGGGAGGUGGAGGCGGAGGGAGAGACGCUCUCAGACCACCGUUACAUAACGUGGUCCCUCUGCCUCUCCACCCUCAGCAGGUGCUGGCCCGCCGCCAAGGGGAGGGGAACUUUUCUCUCCCCAAAAGAUGGGCCCUCAAUCGGCUGGACGCGGACAAGUUCCAGGCGGCCGCCCUCGUGGCCACCAGGCUAGAUAGGGGGUCCGGUGCUUGGGACCCUAGCCCCCAGGAGGGGGCUAGGGAGUUGGUGUGCAUCGUGGCGUCGGUUUGCGACGCCGUGAUGCCCCGGUAUCAUCCCCGCCGGCACCGAGCCGCUUGCUGGUGGACGGAGGCCAUCGCUGAUCUUCACGAGGCCUCCGUCCGAGCCAGACGGGCAUACACCCGGGCCUGGCGAGACAGCGGGGAUGCCGCGAGGGAGAAAGAGGGCUACUUUCAGGCGAGGGGAGCCCUCAAGGUCACCAUAGACGAGGCGAAGAAGAGAGCCUGGGAGCAACUUGUGAGCUCCCUGGACGAGGAUCCGUGGGGGCAAGAGCGGACAGUGGGUAAAAUCCGUCUGUGGGCGCUCCCGGCUAUGGAAUCCUUAGAACCCCAGGUCUUUCUCGAGGGGCUUCUCGAGACCCUCUUCCCGAGGAUGGAGGGGGGGCCAAAUCCCCGUCCCCGAGUUAUGGGACGGGGAUUGGAACGAGGACCUGUAGGUGACUCCAGAGGGGCUCGCAAGAGCCAGGAGAAAGCUCGGGAGUGGGGAACGGCCAAGUUGGUCCUCCUCCCGAAGGAGGGAAAAACACCGGGUACUCCGUACAGGCCGAUAUGCCUGCUGGACGAGGCGGGCAAGAUACUAAAGCGCAUUGCCGACCGCCUCGUCCAGUAUCUGUCCCUGAAGGAGUCGAACUUCCACGGCGACCAAUACGGAUUCAGGCCCGGACAGUCCACGCUAGGCGCUAUCUAG
Messenger RNA from Harpegnathos saltator (Jerdon's jumping ant), 981 nucleotides. RefSeq lists its product as uncharacterized. The record is from RefSeq and is a predicted model, not a curated record. The transcript has 2 exons. Lineage: Eukaryota; Metazoa; Arthropoda; Insecta; Hymenoptera; Formicidae. The coding region runs from base 1 to 981 and encodes 326 amino acids.